AUGGAUGAGGACGAUGAUCUAUUCGGCUCAGACCUCGACGAUGACGAUAAAAGAGAAAAGGGAAGUCCUGAAGACAAGAAAUUCUUCUUCAGAAAAGAACUUCGUUCUAUGCUUUACGGUUUUGGAGAUGACAAGGUGCCAUAUGACAAAACCCUCGAGACCCUAGAAGGAAUAGUUUUGGACUACAUUAAAGAGCUAUGCGAGCGAGCAAUGAAUGUUGGAAAACCGGACAAGAUUGCGUUAGAGGAUAUCCAUUACCUGAUCAGACGAGACCCAAAGAAAUUUGCUAGAGUUAAGGAUCUCUUAUCGAUGAGUGAAGAGCUCAAGAAAGCGCGUAAACAAUUUGACGACGUGAAGCAGUUAUGA
Messenger RNA from Cooperia oncophora, 366 nucleotides. The record is from the annotation of a GenBank genome assembly. NCBI's taxonomy places the organism in Eukaryota, Metazoa, Nematoda, Chromadorea, Rhabditida, Trichostrongylidae.